This is a messenger RNA of Magnolia sinica, 1509 nucleotides long. RefSeq names its product formate dehydrogenase, mitochondrial. Gene Ontology annotation, molecular function: oxidoreductase activity, acting on the CH-OH group of donors, NAD or NADP as acceptor; NAD binding; formate dehydrogenase (NAD+) activity. NCBI's taxonomy places the organism in Eukaryota, Viridiplantae, Streptophyta, Magnoliopsida, Magnoliales, Magnoliaceae. The record is from RefSeq and is a predicted model, not a curated record. The transcript is spliced from 6 exons. Gene Ontology annotation, cellular component: chloroplast; mitochondrion. The coding region runs from base 100 to 1245 and encodes 381 amino acids.
UGCCGCCGUCGGCUUCCACAGGCCGACACGUGUCGUGCUUCUAUAAAAUGAUCGUCUCGCUCUCCUCAAUUGCUCGCUCCAAAACUGCUCUGUUUAGAAAUGGCGACGAAUGCUGCGAUUCGAACUCUCGCUUCCAGAGCUCGAGCUUUCUCUCCAUCGAUUCUUACCAGACAACUUCAUGCAUCUCCAGGAAGCAAGAAGAUUGUCGGAGUGUUCUACAAAGCUAAUGAAUAUGCAUCAAUGAAUCCCAACUUUCUAGGUUGUGCAGAGGGUUCGUUGGGCAUACGGGAAUGGCUUGAAUCACAAGGCCAUCAGUACAUAGUAACGGAUGACAAAGAAGGCCCCAAUUGUGAACUCGAGAAACAUAUCCCAGAUCUGCAUGUUCUCAUUUCCACACCUUUCCAUCCGGCCUAUGUCACGGCAGAAAGGAUCAAGAAAGCCAAGAAUCUACAACUUCUCCUCACUGCUGGGAUUGGCUCUGACCAUGUUGAUCUGAAAGCAGCGGCCGCCGCAGGAUUAACAGUCGCCGAGGUCACGGGAAGCAAUGUCGUCUCCGUUGCAGAAGACGAGCUAAUGAGAAUUCUCAUUCUUGUUCGCAAUUUCCUACCAGGUUACCAUCAGGUGAUUAAUGGGGAUUGGAAUGUUGCAGCUAUUGCUUAUAGAGCUUAUGAUCUCGAGGGAAAGACCGUUGGGACAGUUGGUGCAGGCCGCAUCGGGAAGCUUUUGCUCCAACGCCUGAAGCCCUUCAACUGUAAUCUCCUCUACCAUGAUCGAUUGAAGAUGGAACCAGAGCUCGAGAAUCAGUUGGGUGCAAAAUUCGAGGAAGAUGUUGAUGCAAUGCUUCCGAAGUGCGACAUUAUUGUUAUCAACAUGCCUCUUACCGAGAAAACUAAGGGGAUGUUCAACAAAGAGAGAAUUGCAAAGUUGAAGAAGGGAGUUCUCAUCGUGAAUAAUGCCCGAGGGGCGAUCAUGGACGCCCAAGCUGUGGCAGAUGCGUGCACCAGUGGCCACAUUGCAGGUUAUAGCGGGGAUGUGUGGUACCCGCAACCGGCUCCUAAGGAUCACCCAUGGCGAUACAUGCCUAACCAUGCAAUGACGCCUCAUAUUUCGGGCACCACCAUUGAUGCUCAAUUGCGGUAUGCAGCCGGAACCAAAGACAUGCUAGAGAGGUACUUAAAGGGAGAGGAUUUUCCGACACAAAACUAUAUCGUCAAGGAAGGUAAGCUUGCUAGCCAAUACCUCUGAAGAGAGCGUGGAUGAGGCAGGCUGUUGUUAUCCGAAUAAAAGGCAAAUAAAAGGCGUAGGCCAGGAGAAGAACAUGAUUUAUGGAGCGCUGUAGUGUUGUUAUUAAUGUGAGAAUGUUUUUGUGUAGUCCUUAGUUUUCUUUCAGAAUUAGACGUUGUUUUAAUGUAGAAUAAAGGAACGGUUUAUGCAUCGAUGUGGAUCAAACAAAGUUUAAUCUUAAAGAACAUGGAUGAAUGGGAAGCCAUGCGAUGUUGUUAGUAGGAA